Molecule: messenger RNA, 771 nt
Organism: Penicillium maclennaniae
Lineage: Eukaryota; Fungi; Ascomycota; Eurotiomycetes; Eurotiales; Aspergillaceae
Product: NAD-dependent epimerase/dehydratase family protein
Exons: 1
Coding region: 1-771 (256 amino acids)
Source: RefSeq, a predicted model, not a curated record
AUGCGAGUCGAUUUGACGGACAGCGGCCAAGUGUACAGCGCGUUUACAUCGCACUUCAAAUUGACCGAGCCAUUCCGCGAGCCACUAGACUUGCUCCCUGACGCAGUCAUUCACCUAGCUGGGUACUCACGAAACAUGAUUGUUCCCGACAACGAGACAUUCCGGGGAAAUACUCUCUCCACCUAUAAUGUCAUCGAAGCAGCCUGCCGACUAGGUAUCAAGAAGAUUGUCACUGCUAGCUCGGUCACUGUUUACGGUGUCAGCUUUGCCGAGGGCAACGUCGAUUACCCGUCCUUUCCGGUCCACGAAGAUGUCGACACAAAUCCCAUGGACACAUACGCUAUUUCGAAAGUCUGCGGAGAACGCGUCGCUCGUGGCUUCGCCCGUCGUUUUGGGAACGACAUAUACGUCUUGAGAAUCGGACCCGUCAUUGCGCCGCAUGAAUACAAGGGUGCUGUGUUCGACUCCUACAUCAAGACCCCGGAGAAUUGGGCUGUUCAUGGUUGGGGCUAUACUGAUGCGCGGGAUUUGGGUCAGAUGUGUGACCUUGCGGUUCAAAAAGAUGGAUUGAAAUUUCAGGCCUUCAAUGCUGUCAAUGAUGAGAUCACGAAUUAUACGCCUUCUGUGGCUGGGUUCUUGGCGAGGGUGUGUCCUGAUGUGCCUCAUACGCGGGAAAUGGAUGCGAGGGAGACGCCGUGCACGAACAAGAAGAUAAAGGAGAUGUUGGGAUUUACUCAGAACCACCCUUGGCAAGUUUAUUAUGAAGGCUGA